Symbiodinium sp. CCMP2592 is the source of this 5682-nucleotide messenger RNA. NCBI's taxonomy places the organism in Eukaryota, Dinophyceae, Suessiales, Symbiodiniaceae. The record is from the annotation of a GenBank genome assembly.
AUGAGUGGAGCAGCUUCAGAAGCUGGCGCGACUACCACCUCGAGGACCAAGGAUGGCAUCCCAACAUGGAGUGGGGAAGCAAGCUCAUUUGUUUCCUACGAGGAGGCGGCUCUCUUAUGGGAGCAGUCCUUGACCUGGGAGAAGAGAUACACAGCAGGACCGCGAUUGAUGCAGGAACUCACAGGUGCUGCGAGACGGCUUGUGUCAGGCCAACCAGCGGGCUGGGUGGCAUAUCGCGGAGGGGUUCGGGUCCUUAUGGACCAUUUGAGACGAGCCCUAGGAAAACCCAGGGUGAACGAGGUGACGGAUUUGCUGGCAACGUACUUCAAAGGUACAAAAAAGGCGCAGUGGAGAGCCUCCAAAGCGGCUUCGAGACCGACGGCGCCUACGGCAUCUUCCGGAUGGGCAAGCGAGCGGCGCAGCAGUGGCGACUGGAGCCGCCAGUGGACUCCAGGACCGGAGGCGGAGGAACCGCCGCUCCGGGCCACUGAGGAUGGCGAGGAUGGCUCUGCGGAAGGCUCCACGAGGCCCACCGAGGUCGAGGAGGAGCCCCACGACCCUUGGAGGAGCUACUCGCAGACUCAGUGGAACCCAUGGGGCAACUGGGGCUGGUCGUCUACGUGGUACGGCCAGGGCUACCAAGGGCGCUACGAUUGGUCUUCGUGGACGGCGUCUACUACCACCAGUGGCGGAGCAGAGGGCAACCGGACAAGUGAGCUGUUGCCUACCUUCAUCCAAGGGUGGUACCUCCUCAUGGACGCCAACCUGGACCAUGGAGAAAGGAACCUGGUGGUCACGGCCCUGAGUGGGAACUUCCACCCACAAAAGGUGGGGCAAGAGCUCAGGAAUCAGUUUCCUGAGGGCGAAACUCGCCGACGUGACCAAGGACGCCGGUUCCAGAGCUACUUGGGCGAGAUGGCCGAGGACUUCGACGACACGGAAGAGUUCUACGAGGAGGGGAACACCACGGAGGAGCUUGCGGCGGGAGGACUCAAUGAGGAAGGGAUCGCCCUUGUUGUGGACGCGGAGCAACAAGUGCAGGACGCCAUGGCAGCAAUGAACGAUGCAAAGCGAACCCUUCGUGAAGCACGCUUCAAACAGAAGCAGAUCAAGCAGAACCGCCGCUACUACCAAGGCUUCGGGAAAGGCGGUCGUGGUGGAGCCUCAAGCUUCAAUCGGGUUCGAGAUGACUCGAACAUUGAAUGUCUGGGGUGCGGACAGAAGGGCCACCGGGUGGCAAACUGUCCCAACAAGGCCACAGCAACCGCAGCCUCCGCCGAGGCCUCGGGAGAACCUCAGCAAGCCCCCUUCGUGUGCUUCAUGGACGCGGUGAUCGAUGACCAGGCCACCAUGCAAAAGGACCAGGGCUUUGUGGGCUACGCGGAGGAAGCCUAUGCCACCGGGACAACCACGACGAAGGACCCGCAGCUCACCACUGCAGAGGCAGUCCGUCGUGGCAUGUGUGUGAUAGACGGUGGAGCCACACAGACCAUCGGCAGUGUGAUGGCGAUCGAGGCUAUCUUGGACCGCAACCGCUUCAAACAUGGUGAGUCGGGACUCUCCGGGGUGGAUUCAUCGAAUCCACCCAGUUUUUCCUUUGGGAAUAGUACAGAGAACCGAUGCCUUAGCACUGCGAAGCUGAGGAUUUCCGCGAAUGGAGCUCCUGGAGAGCUCCGAAUCCACGCGCUGGACUCGGGAAGCAGUCCAGUGCUUUUGAGCAUAGAGACGCUCAGACGGUUAGGUGCCCUCAUAGAUUUUGAGCACGACCUGUUGGUGUUCAGGAACUUGGAUGCUCAGCGUGUGAUUAAGCUUGAAAGAGGUCUCACUGGACACCAACUGAUGGAUUUAACGGAAGACUGGCUUCGCAGAGCGUUGCCGGCUGAGCGUGCUAUCGUGAACGUGACAACCUUGGCUCAGCACCUAACGCCCCAGCAGAUUGUGUCGGUGACGGUGAACAUGGACUCGUGGAACAAGCCCGAAUUGGUGUUGUUCCUCAGGGGCUAUGGCGAGGAGCCUCCCCGCGCUUGGGGAAAGGUGGAACUUCGCCAACGGAUCCAGGACCUCGUGAACAGCGGCGAGGUCGAACUCCCAACACCGGCGUCUCGCAACAAGACGCCGCUGCAGGUGGCCACCACAGCCUUGAACCAGGCGAGCAAGAAGAAGGGGGUCCUGAUCAAGUAUGCCGAGGAGAACUACGGGAUCCGUGCCACCACGAACGACACAAUCGGGACCUUGCAGCGCAAGGUCAUGGACCAACUGCUGGGCUCUGUGACCCCAGUGGGACGAGAGCUCAUGGGGUUUGGGAAGUUCUCGAGCCGAACAUACCGCCAGGUACUCGAGGACGAGCCAAAGUACACCGAAUGGGCCAAGCAGACAGCCCACGAAGGCCAAAGCUCGGUCUACCUACAGCGCUUCGUGAGAUGGGUGGAGGACUAUGCCGAUUUCGAGGAGCCUGUCAAGGGCGAGGUUGCUGCGGACCACAAGAAGACGAUCCUGCCGAAGGCGAAGAGCAAGACGCCACCAAUGGCGACCAAAGGAUAUCCAACGGAAGUGGAGGGUGCCAACAGUGCGGGAUCGAUGAUGGCUUCCGAGGAGACGGUCAAGAACCUGACGAUGAUCGUGGCUCAGUUGGCCCAAGAGGUCAAGUCGAUGAAGGAGGAGAAGGGCGAGAAGCCACGCAAGAUCGUGGCCAAGGAUGCGGAAAUGGCCACCAAGCAGGGUCUUGUGGGGUUCGAGAGACCGGAGCUUCUUGAAAUCAUGUGCGAGCCAGACAGCAUUCUGUCCCAGACCUUCCAAGCAAGGUGUUUGAGGUUGGAUCCUGCUGGGGCCUUCAGAAGCCAUGCGAUUGAAGAGUGGUGUGACAAGCAUCAGAUUUUCUUGGACAUAGUUCCGGGUGAGGCCCAUUGGAAGAUAGGCACGGUUGAGAAUGCGAUCAAGGGUCUUAAAGAAGUCAUGCACAAGCUGUGUUUGUACGAUACUGAGAUAUCUACGACUGAAGCUCUGUCGGAAGCCGUGGCCUCCUUCAACCAUCGCGAGCUGAUCCGAGGCUACUCUCCGGCCCAACAUGUGUUAGGGCAAGCUCCUGAUGAGACUGGUCGUUUCGUAGCCUCCUGUGAUGCCGUGCCACCGGGACUGUUGUGCGAAAGUGCCCAAGGCGAGUUUUCCCGCUCAGUGAAGUUGCGAGCAGAGGCUGAGAAGGCUUUGUGUGAGUGGAACGCGAAUCAACGGCUACUGAGGGCCACUCACUCCAGACACAGACCCUGCUAUGAUUAUCAACCAGGAGAACUGGUGUUUUACUGGCGAUGUCAAGAUGCGACAAAAGGCCGCCGCCAACCAGGUGGUAAACACGGCCGGUUCCUGGGACCGGCACGAGUCCUGGCAGUCGAGAGUCGUAAAGAGCCAGACAGCUCCCUGAGACCAGGGGGCGCGAUCUGGUUAGUUAAGGGGAGAAGCCUCCUCAAGUGCAGUCCUGAACAACUGCGGCGAGCUUCCCAAAGAGAGGAGCUUGUGGAGUCGCUUUCGGACACCCACCAGCGGCAGACGCCAUGGACGUUCCAAACAGUGGCCCAAGAGAUAGGCGGGAAUCGUUUUGAGGACAUCAGUGCUCAACCUGACCUGGAAGAAUGGCGCCGAGCACAACAGCCGGAGGAAGAAGUUCAACCAGUGCGACACCGCAUACGCACUAAACGGGGACUACACCAACGAGACCCUGCUGAUGAUGAGGAGAUGGAACAACAGCCUCCGGAAGAAGCACAGGACCAGGGUCCGGCACUGCGGGAGCGCUCCCGCAGCCGAGGACCUCGUGGAAGUCAAGAAGCGAGCUCAGUGUUCGAGCAACCAGCCGCCUGGUGGAGUGAUGUGCCAAGCAUGCGAUGGCCCACCCAAGAGGCCAGCUACUGGGCAGAUGAAAAGUCGGCCGUCGAGAUUGAGAUUCCUCUUCCGGACAGCCACCGAGGCCGGGAGAAAGCAUGGCGCAAUCUGGGUGCCUACUUCGUGGGAAGCAUGAAAAGGAGAGCAGUGGAACUAUCAGAGAAGAGAAUGACAGCUCAAGAGUUGGAGGCAUUCAAGGGCGCUAAGGCUACAGAGGUCAAGAAUUUCGUGGCGGCAAAAGCAUUCGAGUUGAUACCGGAUCACUUGAGGCCCAGCAAAAAUCAGGCGAUUGGGAUGCGGUGGAUCCUGACAUGGAAGCUGAAAGAGGAUGGCACGAGAAAACCAAAAGCUCGUGCUGUCUUAUUAGGCUACCAAGAUGGAAGCUAUGAACAUCGUGCUACCACAUCUCCUGUCAUGACUCGUCAGACAAGACAGUUGGUUUUACAGAUGGCCGCAUGGAAACGAUGGAAGGUUCAGAAAGGAGACGUGACAGGGGCUUUCUUACAGAGCCGACAGUAUCCUGACAACCUUUACUGUAUUCCAUGUCCAGAAAUCUGCGAAGCCUUAGGUGUGGAAGCAGGGACCAUCACAAAGGUCCAAAAGGCCUGCUACGGAUUGGUGGACGCGCCACUGGAGUGGUACAGGUCUGUUGAUUCAUUUCUCAACGAGUUAGGGCUACAAAGAUGUUGGUCAGAUGCCUGUUGCUGGGUACUCCGAGAACAGGGAGUGCUCAAAGGCAUCAUCUGUGGGCACGUAGACGAUUUUCUGUUUGCCGGGAAAACAGGGGACGCAUCCUGGGAAAGGGUCAUUCAGGCGAUUAAGGAGAAGUUUAAAUGGGGAGACUGGGAAGAAGGGAAGUUCACUCAGUGUGGAGUCGUAGUUCAACAGACCAGCGAAGGGUUUGAGCUUUCCCAACCUACGUAUCUUGAAAACCUCCAUGAAAUCUCCGUGAAUGCCUCCCGUAGGAAGAACCGCCAAGACCCCACAACCGACAAGGAGAAAACGCAACUACGGGCGCUGCUAGGAGGAAUCAGCUGGCACGCCCAGCAGGUGGCUCCCUACUUGGCUGCUGCCGUUAGUUUACUCCUAACCGAGGUUUCCAGAAGUACGGUGGAGACCAUCAUCCAGUCGAACAUCCUCUUGAGCCACGCCAAAGCGAAGCAGAACUACCACAUGAGGAUCCAUGCGUUCAAGCCCGAGGAUGACAUAGUCUUCAUUGGAAGGGUCGAUGCUGCGAAUGGCAACAGGUGCGAUGGCGGCUCAACUCAGGGAAUCUUCAUCGGCGCCACUCCGAAGGAAAUGCUCACUGGAAAUGUCUGUGGAGUCAGCCCUGUCAGUUGGUCUUCACAGAAAAUCGACAGGGCCUGCAGAUCACCAGGGGCUGCAGAAGCACAGGCUGCAGUGAAUGGGGAGGACACCUUGCUUGCAGUACGUCAUCAAUGGAGCGAGUUGAUGUACGGGACGCCAGACCUCCAGGAUCCGUCGGCUACAGUCUCAAGGACAAGAGGCUGUCUGGUGACAGACAGUCGCAAUGUCUAUGACAAGUUGGAGACGGAGGUGAUGGUGGUCAAAGGGGCAGAGAAGAGGACGAGCAUCGAGAUGCUUUCCUUGAAAGAAGCUCAGUUACGGACUGGGCUACAGGUGCGAUGGGUACACAGCGAAGCACAACUUGCCAACAGCUUGACGAAGCAUGGAGGCCAGCGGGAAUACGACCUCUACUACAAGAUGCGUCACAGGUGGCGAUUGGUGGAGGAUGAAUCAAUGAUGUCGGCGAAGCGUCGGAAGGACUGUGGCUUACAACCUCUUGAGUAG